Mytilus trossulus (common blue mussel) is the source of this 1073-nucleotide messenger RNA. RefSeq names its product probable G-protein coupled receptor 139. The transcript has a single exon. Gene Ontology annotation, molecular function: G protein-coupled receptor activity. The annotation marks the transcript as partial. Gene Ontology annotation, biological process: G protein-coupled receptor signaling pathway. Gene Ontology annotation, cellular component: plasma membrane. Lineage: Eukaryota; Metazoa; Mollusca; Bivalvia; Mytilida; Mytilidae. The record is from RefSeq and is a predicted model, not a curated record.
UCGCAAAAUCUGCGGUCGCUAUCAGCAAGCACAUAUUUAGCAGCAUUAUCCGUAUCCGAUCUUAUUACUAUAAUAUUUUAUGUGUCAGUGGAAUGGAUCAGAAGAGGUUUGACAUAUCUUUUUCCGGCAACAAACGUUAAAAUCCUUGACAUUGAGGGACUUUGUCAAUUCCAGCUUUACAUAUCUUAUGCGUCUAGAUUUGUAUCAGCAUGGCUUGUAGUGUCUUUCACUAUAGAAAGGUAUGUUUCCAUUUGUCAUCCGUUAGUACGGAGAAACAUUUGUACUAAUAGAAGCACGCGAAAAGUGAUUUCUGGAGUUAUUCUAGUUUCAUGCACAACCGUGUUAUAUAAACCUGCAUUGAGUGGAAUUUACAAAGGGGCAACUGGUACGCUAUAUUGCACAAGAUUGCCUCAAUAUGGUUUAUUGUCUUUCUCGUGCGAUUCUAUUUAUGCAGUGUUUAUCACAUUUGUUCCUUUUGUUGUGAUCACUAUUCUCAAUUUAUUGAUAAUUCGAAAACUUAUGAAACAAAGAAAAAACGAUAUUUGCAGACAAAUCGUAACUGAAGUGAGUGUUAUCCGACUAGAAUUCACUGUAAUUCACCUUGCAUUAUCAAUAUGCUUUAUACUUUUAAAUAUUCCAUACUUUAUAUUAUGGUUUCGUAACUUUCUUUUAUCUAAAUAUUUAUUCAAUUCUGUCGUCAGCUCUUCAGUUGUCAAUUUAAAAUACUGGCAAGGAGUGCUAUAUUUCGUAAGAACUAUAUUUUAUAUGAAUUACUGCAUCAACGUACUUCUAUAUUUAAUACUUGGAGCUUAUUUCCGACACGAAGUAAGAGUCUUACUAACGUUAGCACGUUUCCGUCGAAAAUCGUUUGUGUUUCCGAUUACAGUUCAAACAGAUUCGAAUCAAACAAGGCUCUGACAUAUGCAUACUAUAAUACCUUAUUAAAUCAUUUUACUCAUAUGUGUUGCUCAGCUAUAUAUACUCUUUCAUAUACAUUUAUGCCACUAAACAGUUGUAGUACUGUUUGAUUAUAGGCGUAAUACGUCACUGUUUCGUUGUGUGAUGUUUGUUAA